UUCAAAAGCGCUAAAAAGUGGCGAGCGAACUAAACGUUAGUGCGCGAGCGUUACCGAGAGGCAGCCGAGCGACCAACUUCACCCAAUGCGGAGAACAACGUCUUUACUACGGCUCAGACGCUGGCCACACUCCUCUCUGGAGCCGUUUCCGCCGGCUCUCUACUACCAGUAGACCGCCUGCCAUUCAGCAGACUAUGUUUAACCCUCAAAUAUGCCGCUAACCGCAACAUUCUGGUAACUACACAAUAUCUUACAACCUUUCUGGUCACUGGGGCUCCAGUGCGCAUGUCCGCAGUCUUCUGCAGAUUUCGGAUUUGUAGUUUUUCGUACCUGGGCUAAUCACGGCUGAAAGGGACAAGAGAAAACUGUUAAACUACAAGUUCCAGACAAUGAAAGCUUUGUUUGGGAGUGGAGCUAGCCAGCUAGUUAGCCUGGACGAGCUUUGAAUAUUGAGUAGUCCACGGGUCUGCGAUCGGAAGUUGCCUUGCCUGGAGAUUUAAAUGAGAAUGAGCUUGCGCUACAUGGGGAAUACUUCAGCUGUGCGUUGACCAGCACGCAUGUCUUUGGUGCGGGGGUUGGAGUAGUUGGAAAUGGCACUGGUUUUCCGCGAAUAUGUUUUGACCCGUGGCAUCAGAUCUCACCACAGCUGUUUUACCCACACGCAUCAAGGAAGAACAAGAUAAGAUCUGCUUCAGACUGAAAAUUCUUCAAAAAGAAGAGGAGGACACGUCCCUAUCCAAACCGGUCUUUCAUGGGCCAGUGAAAUCUUUCGCACCCUGCUGGUUAAAAGCUAUGUUUUUGGGAGCUGGAAGCCCUAGGAUCAUCAGUCGAGUGUGUGUGGGGCACCUCCUUGCCCUCUUUCCCAGCAUCCCAACUAACAUGGGAUGCCAGCCCCUUGCAUAUCUGCCCUGAGCUCUCCUGGGGUGCAAUGAACAGCUACAGAGACAGGGGUGUCACUUGCACCUCCUCUGACCUUCUGGAUGGAGGAGGAGGACUGCCUCAGCACACUCCAUUUCAACACACCCCUAACGGCCACACAGGUCCCGCAGACCCGGCCAUCCAGCCACGGGUUUCUGUGCCUAAAAUGGGUGUCCGGGCGCGAAUCGCUGAAUGGCCUCCACGUCGCGCACAGUCCAGGGAGUCCCUGCUUGAAAAUGGGCAAAUGAAUCACUAUUUAGAUGAUUGCUCCAAUUCGGUUUCAUCGUCAGCUUUGUCAUCAGAAAUCGGUCUGGUGCGGGGAGGAAUUGCCAGGUUGCCACGGAGACGACACAGAGAUGAGUUCAGAGUAGGAGGGUUCGGCAAUGAAGGCGGUUCACCUUUAAACCUUAGGGCUUUUCCACCUUUGAGACAGCGAUCCAACAGUGAAGUCACGCUGAGUGAACAGGACGAGAAUGAGGUGGAGGUCCGUGGAGGUGGCAGGAUGGGGAAUCUCUUCAGAGAGUAUGGCAGCACGUCCUCCAUUGACAUCCAGGGCAUUCCUGAGCAGAGCUUCUUUGACAUGCUCAGCCAGUUCGACCAGGAGAGGCCUGACCAGCGUAGCUCAGCGCCAGUACGCCUCAGGGAGCUGCUGCGUGUCCCAGAUCUGCCACCAAAUGCAUCCAUCCCCUCUGCUCCUUCACCUGGGCCCCCAGGUGGGGAUGAUAGAGGAACAGGAAGGAAGGAAGGACCUGAGAGAGUUCGGAAGAAAAGCGGAGGAACAGAGUCGUCGCUGGGCACCUCCUCGUUGUUCAGGAAACUUCGGAGCGCUAGCAGAGGAGAGCUGGAUGGGGGAAAAGGAGACACUAGUGAGGAUGGGGGAGGACGAGGAACUACAGAUGCCUCCUACAAACCUUGGGUUUGUCCUAAGUGUUUUGUCCACUACGAUGCUCAGAGCAUCCUGUUCGACCUCCACGAGGCUGCGGCUCAGCGUGGCUACGUCACCCAGAGGAGGAACACUGCCACGGGGGCGUCAGCUGCGUCCGUGUCCCUCUCUGUCUCCAGAUCCUCUGCUCCAAGUGUCAAUGAACCGGUUUACUCGAGUAUCGAAGAUCUGACUCUGGGCCUUGACCCCGACUCCACAACACCCUCUCUGGGUAUGGACCCUUUGGAUGGGCUUCCUGGAGCCCACAGCUCAAGCCCACUUCUCCUCUGCUGUCCCCACUUCCUUAAUGAGACCGGGGGCUAUGGAGAGCGCAACAUUAGCUUUCUCAGCUCUUCAGCAGAGCGCGGGGGAGACGGGGGAGAAGGCGGAAGAGGAUGGCUGAGGAGCAGCAACGCCAGUGUCUCAGUGCUAGAGGUGCCUAUCGAGCAACAGGUUACGAGACUGGACAGACUGAAACUCUACAGCAUAGAACAUGUAGACCUUGGGGCCAGGUACUACAAGGAUUACUUUAAUGAGAAAGAUCACUCAAACUACUUUGGAAGAGAUGAGAAGCUGGGCCCCGUGGCCGUAAGCAUCCACAGGGAAAAACUGGAAGACACCAAAGACCUGAAAGACCAGUACCAAUAUCGCGUCAUCGUCAGGACAAGCGAGCUGGUGACACUGAGAGGCUCCAUUUUAGAGGAUGCAGUGGCAUCUACAGGGAGACACGGCACGGUUCGAGGUCUGCUCCACAAAGAAGUCCUGGAGCAGGUAGUCCCUGAGUUCAACCUGUCCUGUUUGAGGCAGGCGGUCAGCACGCCCAAAGUGGCUGAGCAGCUCAUUAAACUGGAUGAACAAGGGUUGAGUCAGAAGCACAAGGUGGGUGUUCUGCUGUGCCGGGCAGGCCAGAGCACAGAGGAAGAGAUGUACAACAAUGAGGAGGCGUCACCCGCCUUCUCUGCAUUCCUGGAUCUUCUGGGAGACAGGGUGCUUCUCAAAGGGUUCACCAAAUACGCUGCACAGCUUGACACAAAGACGGACUCUACAGGCACCCACUCCCUGUAUACUACCUACCAGGGCUAUGAAGUCAUGUUCCAUGUGUCUACCAUGCUACCGUACAUGCCCAACAACCCCCAGCAGCUCCUGAGAAAAAGGCACAUAGGGAACGAUAUUGUGACCAUAAUCUUUCAGGAGCCUGGAGCGUUGCCUUUCACCCCACAGAACAUCCGCUCACACUUCCAGCACGUUUUUGUUAUCGUCCGUGUGCACAACCCUUGCUCUGAGAACACAUGCUACAGUGUUGCUGUGACACGGAUGAAAGACGUGCCUCCCUUUGGCCCACCCAUCCCCAGUGGAGUCACCUUCCGUGAUCCAGAAACCUUCCGCAACUUCCUCCUAGCCAAAGUUAUCAACGCAGAAAAUGCAGCGCACAAGUCGGAGAAGUUCCACACAAUGGCUACAAGAACAAGGCAGGAAUACCUGCGUGACCUGGCUGAGAAUUAUAUCAGCAACAACCCACUCGACUCGGCUGGCAAAUUCAACCUCAUCUCCCUCGCUUCCAAAAAGCGUGAGCGCACGCGGGCCAGAGAGGGAGCGGAGCUGGGAGCCGCCGGGGCCGUGGCCUGGAGGGUGCAGGCCCAGGACUUCAGCGGAGGCGGGACCGAGAUCCCCUGUGCCUUGGGUCUGUCAGCUGAGUAUGUCCUGCUGAUAGACUGUUCCACCAAAGAGGUGGUGUUCAACUGCUUUUGUGCCGACGUGAUUGGCUGGACCCCGGAGCGCCUGUCUCUGAAGAUCUUCUACGGACGAGGGGACCACAUUGGUGUGCGGGUGCCGGAGGGCUGCGCACAGGACAUCAGGGAAAUGGUUCAGAGAUUAAAGUCACUGACAGUGGGGUGUGAGACUGUGGAUAUGACUCUGAGAAGAAACGGACUGGGACAACUGGGCUUUCAUGUUCGCUUGGACGGCACUGUGGCUGAGGUGGAGGAAUACGGCUUUGCCUGGCAAGCAGGCCUGAGGCAGGGCAGUCGGCUGGUGGAGAUCUGCAAGGUGGCCGCAGUGACGCUGACUCACGAACAGAUGAUCGACCUUCUCAGGACAUCGGUCACCGUCAAAGUGGUUAUCAUUCCUCCCUAUGAAGAGGGAGGUCCUCGCAGGGGCUGCACAGAAGAGUAUGAGAUGAAGACCAUGGAGCAGAAGCCAGAACCUGAGCCUCUGGCGGCCGGCUAUCGACCCUCCCCGCGUUCUACGUGGCGAUGGGACAGUCCACCUGUUCCUCCAGGACUCCACAGUGCCCCCAAUCCACAGCGCUGGACACCCAUGGGACCCCCACCUCCUCCGCUGAUCCGCUCACACAAAGCACUGAUGCCUGUUCCAUACAGGGAGCCUCAGCACCUCACUUCCAAGAGCAGGCCGGUGAGCUACCCUGAGAACCACUACAGCCUGUCUCCUGCAGGAGGCGACAGGGUGCCCUACAGAAACCCGUCAGCCAGCUUCUCCUCGCCCUCCUCCGGCCUGAUGGGCCUCUCCACAAUGGGGACAACAGGAAUGACAGCGAGCCCCUUUGUGCGCUACAAACCUUCCCCUGACAGGUUUGGAGCAGUACAGCGGCCCUUGCUGCCUUAUGAGCCUCACCUCAGUGUAGACAUCACCUCCAGUGGAGAGUCUUCCUCAGGCUUCACCAGCCAGGAGAGCACUAUGGAGCGCUGCAAAACAGAACCCCUCUGGCACGUCCCGGCGUCAUCAUCUCGAGGACCAGUUGUUGGAGGGGGGCAGCGGAGAAUCCCCAGGCAGGAUGUCCCAGGCAAAGAUUCUCCAAACAGACAUUCGAAGGGGGAGACUCAGUACUCAAGCCACUCCAGCAGCAACACUCUGUCCAGUAACGCCUCCAGCAGCCACAGCGACGAGCGCUGGUUCGACGGUGGACCCGGAGGAGACAGAGGAGGAGGGGGGGGUUGCCUCAUCGACCCCAGCGACGCCGACCCCAACCUUCUCAACAAAGGAGGCUCCAACGACAGCGGCAUCGACGCUUCGGCUCCUUACAACGUCCCUCGCCACGGAAACCUGUCCAACAGCCAGCCACACAAGGCCAUGCACUCCUCUGCAACCUACAGCGGCAUUCAGGAGCUGUCCACGGGAAGGGGCGGUGGUGGAGGAGAGUCGAGGAGGCGAGAGUCUUCACCCGUCAUGCCAGCUGCGGCCAGUCAGAACCAAGGAUACCGGACGAGGACAUUCCCUCCUCCGGGUUGCAGUGCUGAUAAAAUGGACGCUUUUAAACCCAGGGCCUACACUCCACAGGGUUACAAGACUCCAACAGCGGAGAAAGCGCGGCCUGUCCGAGCUGCUACAGUUACACCCACUACCGCCCAGUUUGGCUCCAUCCCUCUGUCCAGCUCUGCACCCAAGGCCUUAUACGGGAAGAGCAGACCAACCGCCUGGCAGAACGAAGAGACCAGCUCAUCACCUGCAAACACCACCACAUCCACCUCUGACAGCAGCAACAGCAAAAAGCAGGUGGAUACAAAUUCAAAGAACGUGUUUGGUCAACCUCGACUCAGGGCGUCACUAAGGGACCUGCGCUCUCCAAGGCGGACGUAUAAGAGCACUAUUGAGGACGACCUGAAGAAGCUGAUCAUCAUGGACAAUCCAGGAGAGUCUCCACAACGAGACCCGUCCCCCAGACGAACCUUGCAGCGCACAUUUUCGGAUGAGUCGCUGUGCAGCGGACGCAGAGACGCCAGCUUUGCCAACACCGAGAACCAAACAAAUCCCACUGAUGUGCUGUUCACCUGCACGCUGCCCACACGCAGACACGCUGUCUCCUGCAACCACGCCAGUAAAAAGGUGCCCCUGUCUGCAUCAGAGCUGUCUCUCACAGAAGUAAGGGACAAGGUUCCGCCUCUGAGGAGGCUCGAUCCCGGGCUAAUGCCUCUUCCUGACACAGCCUGUGGACUGGAGUGGUCCAGCCUGGUCAAUGCAGCUAAAGCCUACGAAGCGCAAAGAGCCGUCUCCCUCUUCUCACUGAUUGAACCCCAGGCUGGAGGUCCAGACACCAGACCGGUGGUCAGCCCAGUGCAGUUUCACACUCCUCAGACGCCACGGACCACACCGACCUUCAGUGGGGAUGAGGUACCCAACGAUUUAUCUGGCCGUCUCUACCAGCUGGAGGUCAUGUUGAAGCAGCUGAACAAUGAUCUAGAGAGAGAGAAGAAGGACAAAGUGGUUCUGCUCGCAGAGAUGGCCAACCUGAGGGAGAACAACCAGCGCCUGCAGGAGGAAAGCCACACCGCCAGCGAGCAGCUGCGCAAGUUCAGCAUGCUCUUCACCAACAUCGGCAAGGCCGGAGGCGACCACGAGGCCCACUCCUUAACGCACGAAGCUAACUCGAAGAGGGAGUGAUGGACGUGGAGCCAGAUUCAGGCAGAAGGACGAGCGAGAGAAAGGAUCUUCUUUGAGGCUGUGGUCACGACGGUGUUACCAUGCUCAGCUCCCACGAGACUGCCUUAAACCAGAUACAGCAGGAACGUGAUUUUUUUAAGGCGCCCCCCACGCGGAGCAGAGACCCCCUCGCUCCUCUGUCUGAGCCUGCUUAUUUUUAUAAACUGAAGCCAGACUGUCUUAUAUAUUUGUGCAUAGAAUACUACAUCACCUGGAGAGGCCUAAUACUGUUCCUGCAGUGAAUCAGCCAAAAACAGACCGAUGAUCACAGACUGCACAUCCCAGAAUGCUUUGGAGGUGAUGGAGGCUCUACAGACGUGGUGCUGUAGUAGACGCCUGUGUGGUACAUUUUAAGUAACAACAUUAUCUAUAUUGUACUGAUAUUACAUAACAGUUGUACUAAAGAGGUGUGUGUGUGUGUGCGUGCGUGCGUGCGUGCGUGCGUGCGUGCGUGCGUGUGUGUGUGUGUGUGUGUAACUGGUGGUACAGCAAACUCUCAGAAGCAUUGCACAAACUACGAUGCAUUCUUUUGCCCUUUUGUGUGAGUGUGGGCGUCUGAUUGUGACGGUUUGUCAGGACAAACACUAGACGACGAACAAACUAGUUUACUGUAACGUGGAGCUCGGUAUGUUUCUUCCUUCCGUUUACAUGGAUGAGCUGCAGCCCACAGAUGUGAAAUAAGCCAUCAACACAGUGUGAAUGGUCGAAACCUCAGUGAUGUAUUGCAGCAUCAUGCCUCUCAUGUAGUGUUUUCAAUAUACUUUUCACUGUUCAGCCCUGCUUCACCUUAGUCAUCAUCUCAGUACAUUAACAUAUCGUCGUCUCCACAGUGUCUAAAGCAGCAGUUGGAUAUUUUGGCAGGUUCUUACAGACAUAGAUGAGAAGACUGAUACCACUAUGCAACAUCAUCAGGAGAACUGCAGACCGCUUAGAUCCCCCUCACUAGCUCCUUCAAAACUGGGCCAUGCGAUGGUGACCGUUCAAAAUGGCCACACUGGAAUGCGUCUCCAGCUGCAUGUGAGAGCGGCAUCAGUCUCCUCCUUUAAGCCUCGGCCAUUUUCCAGCAUGUCUAAUUCCUCCAUUGCAUCACUUAAUCACAAGACACUAAAUCAGCAGUGAUCUGAGCACACUGCUGUACACAUACUGUACUUCCUCCACUACACAGAAACUGGACCAGUCUGCCGGUCGUAUGGGAGGAUGUGUCGUGUCCACGUGUCCUUUGACAAACGAGACUGUUUCUACUGCCAGCUUGCUUUGUGAAAAUCUAUUUUUCAUACAAAAAUGUGUGAUUUUUGUAUGCUGGUACUAAAUGGACAAAUACAUCCCUGCAGAGGGUGAACGUCUUCUUCCUGUUUGAGUUGAGAGUUAAUUGUGGUAGAUGCUCCUGUGCAGGAGGAGGUCUCCUCCCCGGUCAGACUGAAACAGCUCCCUCAGGUUUCCCAACAUGCUGUUAAUGCCACUAUACCAUCAGUUAGGUGUGGUGCACUGUACUGUGAGACUAUAGACAUCGGUUCAAAUCAUUGGAAUUUUCCCUUUAAUAUUUCUGAACGUAUUGUUGUUCUUGUAGGCAAAUCAAUGCACACUGUUUUUGAAACGGUUUCUCAGUUGGUUUUCUGUAAGUUUGAUAUUCCUACAAUCAAAAACACUCUUUCACUGAUACCGUAGAUAUUAUGUUGAUUUUUGACUGAACUAGACAGAAAACCUCUAUUUUCAUGAUUCCAUAAUUAUUGUCCUGUAAGUCUGGUACCAGUACCUGAAUAGAUCUGAACCCAAAUUCUAUUUGGGUUCAGAUCUACUCCUCUAACUGACUCAGACAUUAGUACUUCAUUUGUGCAUCUUAUAGGCAUUACUGUGAUUUUGGUAUCCAUAAGUCUUUAGCUUUAGUUUGCUUAUGUAAAGGGGGAAAGAAUUUAUAUAUAAAUAUAUAUAUCUUAAUUUUGUUCAUGUUAUGUAUAACUCUAAGCUAUUUAUAGCCCACACUAUGAUCCCUGUUGAACAAAUCAAUAAUCCAUUAUUAAAGUUAAUGGUAAUAUUGUAUAACUUUGUUUUUUUAGAUGUUAAAUAUUUUGAUAAUUUAUUUUUCAACAUAUUGGCCACUGUUGCAGACAAUAGCAAAGAGAGGGUACUAUGUUUUCUGACCUGUGUUCAAAGCUGAUUUUUAUGGUUCCUUUUUAUUAUUUUUCAUUUUGUGGCAUGUUUCCCGUGUGUCGGUGCCAUCUGCGUGUGGCAGGGGUACGUGAUGCACUGACAAACUGUUCUGGUUGAACAUUUUCUUUGGGUUGUAAUAACUUGUAUAGUUAAACCUGUAAAUUAUGUUUCCAUUAUUUUAUAAAAAAUCUAUUAAAAAUAUCAGAACAUUU
Molecule: messenger RNA, 8634 nt
Organism: Betta splendens (Siamese fighting fish)
Lineage: Eukaryota; Metazoa; Chordata; Actinopteri; Anabantiformes; Osphronemidae
Gene: sipa1l3
Product: signal-induced proliferation-associated 1 like 3
Exons: 24
Coding region: 929-6235 (1768 amino acids)
Biological process (GO): epithelial cell morphogenesis; activation of GTPase activity; establishment of epithelial cell polarity
Cellular component (GO): cytoplasm; plasma membrane; Golgi apparatus
Molecular function (GO): GTPase activator activity; protein binding
Source: RefSeq, a predicted model, not a curated record